AGCGCUCAUGCCUGUCUCCUGCACCAGUACUGAAUCCAUCCCCGACCUGACUGGCCGUCCAGAGCGUUCUAGAAAUGCCAAAGGUCUGUACUUUACACCGCAGCACCCGCACCCCUUCUGAAUGCCGCUCUCAGCCCAAGCGCGGCAUCGUGCCAAGCGCAAGGCGUAUAUAAAGCAGGCAAGGCUGGUAUUGCAGCAAUCGUUCAGCCGACACUCAUUCCAUCAACUGCAGCUUGAGACCACAGUGACGAAGUUACAAGCCGCACUUACGCUUUCUCUAGAGCAGGUUGCGGCCCUUCCCGCACCUGCCAAUCCCGCCCGUGAGCUCGUGGAAGAGAACGAGGUUCUCCAUCGCCAAGUGGACGAACUUCGGCGGCAGAUGGAGGAUCGCAAUUCUCGCCUACGCCCUGACCUUGGGCGGCGACACGGCACAAUCGCUACUAGCCCUUACGUUCGGGGAGACUACGACACGUCGAGGCGAAGGCUCCCAGAAUCGCAAUCGCAAGUCUAUUUGCAUGCGCAAAAUGGCCACACUCAUAGCCGUCCUCCGCCAUUAUCCAUCCCUUCGUCAACCUCCUUCCAGACCCAGCCGUCGCAAUUGGGAGUAUACCCCGGAUUGACGUCGUCGGCGCUCACGUCAUAUGGGAUGUAUCAAAUUCCUGGCAUUCCUUCAAGCUCGGGCACAAGCACCGCUUCGAUUUCUCCGUUCUCGCCCUCAGGCGACUAUACCCCACCGUCGACGACCAUUCAUACGCAUCACCACCCUAGCUUGUCCGCGAACUCGCCCUGGCUGCUUGCAUCGUAUAGACAGGUGUCAGGUCAGUACGAGUAUGCCGAGGUCGAAGAAGAUAAAUGUGCGUGCGACUAGCAUUCGGAGUGUCAGCCAAUAUCUGAUACCAUCUUCGUUAUGCUGUAUCUCAUGCGAACGGGUAUCCUACCUCGUUGCCUCAGUACGCGGGUAGCCAAUUGCCAUUGAACCAUUGUCGAACCUACUCGACUCAGCGGUCAUGACUACCGUGUUGAGCGAAUGGUACCCGAUCUUCCAUGCCGUGGGCGUGUCUUUGUGGUUCUCCUGUGUUUAUUUUGGUCUUUCUGCCACCAUGUUUCAAGUUGCUCUCUUGCAUGUUAUGGACUCAUAUGGUCCUUGAAUGCGAUACUUUCUUAUGCAUUGAACUCGGCUGAUUUUCCUUGACUUAACCUCAAAAGGCUUCUCGCCGCGUACACAGUAGCUUUCCCCGCGCGAAGAGUCGUCGACUACUACAUCGAGUCAUACAAGACGCUCGCCGGCUUGUAUGGUCUGCAACGGAGACUAACAUCGAGGGUACGGUCUGGGUAGCCUGAGGUGC
Molecule: messenger RNA, 1346 nt
Organism: Fomitopsis serialis
Lineage: Eukaryota; Fungi; Basidiomycota; Agaricomycetes; Polyporales; Fomitopsidaceae
Exons: 3
Coding region: 122-868 (248 amino acids)
Source: RefSeq, a predicted model, not a curated record